CGAAUCCAUCACCGCCGCCAAAAACACCAAAUGUCUGCACAGCAACCACUCCACGCCAUCUGGGAGGCAUCGGCCAAGCAGCCCUUCAUCCCCAACGUCGGCAAAGACGCUCAAUUCCUCGUCGGCUUCGUCCUGCUGCUCGCAGGCUUCGUGCUCUCCAGCUUGUUCGGUCUUAACCUCUCCGCCAAGAACCUUCCAACCCUUGCUGUCCCGGCUUCUCUAGCAUUCGGCUUCGGUGCGGUAUAUAUGAUCUGCGCAACGGGUGUCUAUGUAUAAAGACUCGCGACUCCGACAUCCAGGCCUUCGCCGAUCCACCAACUCGUACGAGACCUACCAGCUCUAUCGACCGCGGCGCGCCUCACACAAGUCAACAAGCGCACCACGCAAGCCCAAGUUCCAUCCGGUCAGAUCAACGCUAUUCAUCUUGGUCUGGAGUCUGACUGCCUUUUUGGUGGCGUUCACUAUCACACUAUACAUCGCACGCACGCUGCAGAAGAGCUAUCAGCCCACCAACGUCAUUUCAUAGGCAAACCUGUGCCUGAAGCUAUACCAGGAGAAAGGAUACCUCUAGUAAGAGCAAGUGCUAAGCUCUGC
This is a messenger RNA of Pseudocercospora fijiensis CIRAD86, 594 nucleotides long. RefSeq lists its product as uncharacterized. Bases 269 to 526 code for a protein of 85 amino acids. The record is from RefSeq and is a predicted model, not a curated record. The transcript is spliced from 3 exons. Lineage: Eukaryota; Fungi; Ascomycota; Dothideomycetes; Mycosphaerellales; Mycosphaerellaceae.